AGGAGCGAAAGAUGAAGAGCUGUCAGUUCAGCUGCCCCUCCGUGGUGACUUACCUGCAGUUCAGCAGGCCAAAGAUAAACAUCUGCUGUUUAUGGAGGAGGUCAAAGCACGAGGCCCUUACAUAUACUCCAUUCUCGAGUCUGCUCAAGCCUUCCUCACCCAGCAUCCUUUCCAAGAUGCGGAAGAGGAAACGUCCACGUUGACCAAAGAUGCUUCCCCAAAGAACCGCUCUCAGACCAUCAGUCGUUUACUUUGGAAGCAAGCGAAUGUAGCAAGCGAGCUUUGGGACAGACUGACUGCCCGUGGUGUAGACCAGCAACGUCACCUGGAGAGAACGUUGGAACAGCUUCAAGAUCUGGAAGUCUCAAUGAAAGAGGCUGCCGAUGCGCUUCAACAAGCAGAGAAUGUGCAAGGAACUUGGGAAACCAUCGGAGACCUGUUUAUUGACUCCCUACCUGAGCACAUCCAGGCUACCAAGUUAUUCAAAGAAGAUAUGAGUUCCAUAAAAGACACAAUCAAGAUGGCGAACGAUCUUGCCCACCAGCUGGCGGUUUGUGAUGUUCACCUUUCUGUGGAAAAUGCUCGGGAGCUUGAGCAAAUGAACAACCGAUGGAAACAGCUACAGAAUUCUGUGACAGAACGCCUGCGGCAGCUGCAGGAUGCUCACCGUGAUUUCGGACCCGAGUCUCAGCACUUCUUGUCAUCAUCAGUACAGGUCCCUUGGGAAAGAGCGAUAUCCCCCAACAAGGUGCCGUAUUACAUCAAUCAUCAGGCACAGACAACGUGCUGGGAUCAUCCAAAAAUGACAGAACUGUACCAGGCACUGGGAGAUCUGAACAACAUAAAGUUCUCUGCAUACCGGACGGCAAUGAAACUGCGCAGAGUGCAAAAGGCUCUGAGAUUGGACUUGGUCACGCUGCCCCUAGUCUCUCAGAUAUUCAGCUGCGACAUCCUGCAAUCUCCGGAGCGCUCCCUUGACGUACUCGAUGUCAUUCGCUGCCUGAGCUCUCUAUAUGAGCGCUUGGAAGAAGAGCGUGGACUGUUGGUCAACGUCCCCUUGUGUGUGGACCUAGCCCUCAACUGGUUACUAAACGUCUUUGAUGGUGGUCGCAAUGGACGUAUCAGAGUUCUUUCCUUCAAAGCUGGAAUUGUGUGCUUGUGUAACAGUGAUGUCAAGGGGAAACUAGAAUAUUUAUUUUCGCAGGUAGCAAAGCCCGAUGAGACGUGUGACCAGAAGCAACUAAGCCUUCUUCUGCAUGAAGCCAUCCAGAUACCGAGGCAGCUGGGAGAAGUUGCGGCAUUUGGGGGAAGCAAUGUUGAACCCAGCGUUAGGAGCUGUUUCCGAUUUACCGGUGGUGCAACCAUAUUGGAGUUACCCCAGUUCCUGGAGUGGGGAUGUCUAGAGCCACAGUCAUUGGUUUGGCUUCCAGUUUUACAUCGUGUGACGUUGGCUGAGGCAGUUAAGCACCAGACGAAGUGUUCAGUCUGCAAACAGUGUCCUAUAAAGGGUUUUAGGUACCGCAGCCUGAAACAAUUCGGCGUGGACAUCUGCCAGACCUGUUUCCUUACCGGACAAGCGAGCAAAGGAAGCAAGCUUCAUUAUCCGAUCAUGGAAUAUUACACAACGACAACCUCGGGGGAGAAGAUGAGGGAUUUUGCUACCACCCUCAAAAAUAAAUUCAGGACGCGUCAGUAUUUCAGUCGCCAUCCGCUGCGGGGCUACCUCCCUGUGCAGUCGAUGCUCGAGGCGGAAGUCAAUGAAGCCGACACGUCCUUGUCCUCUCCAAUGCUUCCACAUGCUGAUACACACUCAAGGAUAGAACACUUUGCUAGCAGACUUGCUGAAAUGGAAAAUCAGAGCGGCUCCUUCUUCGCCGAUAGCCUUUCCCCUGACGACAGCAUGGAUGAAGAUCAGUAUAUACUCCGCCAUUCCAGCCCUAUAACAGACCGCGACCCAUGCAGUAUGGUGCAGUGCAUGGGGUCAAAGGAUCCGAAGGAAGAAGAGGAUGAGCUGGAGAAGGUCAUCGCCCAACUGGAGCAUGAAAACAGAAUUCUGCAGGGAGAGCUGAAGAGACUCAAGUGGCGGCACGCAGAGGCCGGAGAGCAGGCACUCCUGGGCGAGGUAUCUCCUGACUCGGGAGGCAGCGGCAGCGGCGACGUACAGAGCGAGGAAUUGCUGAGCGAGGCGCGGAUUCUACGGCAUCACAAAAGCCGCCUUGAGACUCGGAUGCAGAUACUGGAAGACCACAACAAGCAACUCGAGUCCCAGCUGCAUCGUCUCAGGGAAUUACUUCUACAGCCUAGCAUGGAUGACGGCAAAGCUUCCUCUUCAGCCCCUUCUCCAGAUUCAGAGAGCAAGUCCUAUCAGAACAAUGGAACGCCGGAGACUGAAGCUGCAGAUGAUGUGGACAGUCGGACAAAAGACAUUGGAUUAUGCUUCGAGGACAUCAUGGAAAAGCUACGGAAUGUGCUUCCCAGUACAGAUGACGGCGACGAAUGACCGGAGCCUGACAUUGCCGCCGUGACAGCGGGCAUCUCCCACAACACAGCGUGCAACGUAACACGUGACGAUGAAGGACGAUCAGCUUUCCUGACAAUUCUGACA
This is a messenger RNA of Nanorana parkeri, 2605 nucleotides long. RefSeq names its product dystrophin related protein 2 (gene DRP2). Gene Ontology annotation, biological process: synaptic signaling. The transcript has 21 exons. NCBI's taxonomy places the organism in Eukaryota, Metazoa, Chordata, Amphibia, Anura, Dicroglossidae. The record is from RefSeq and is a predicted model, not a curated record. The coding region runs from base 92 to 2500 and encodes 802 amino acids. Gene Ontology annotation, molecular function: zinc ion binding; protein binding. Gene Ontology annotation, cellular component: plasma membrane.